AUGACGUCUUCCUUGUCAGUUCGCCAAGGGCUCUUGACUCGAUCCAUUCAUCGCCUGUCCUCGGUCAUUCGUAGUCACGAAGAUCUUCUUGCACAAUCAGGCAUACGAGAAGAUGAGGAAGUUGAAGAUCGCGCUAGAAGAAUCAGACGAGCAAUUGUAGCAAUCGAAGCUGAAUUAGGCACCCUUGAAAGCUCCUUGGAGAAAUAUGCCAAAGCUGCCGACAGUCUGGAACGCAGAAUUACUCAGAACUGCUUGAUCAAGCGCAAACAAGCGCUUACAACUCUCACAGUACUUCAGCGAGGAACGGAACCUCUUGAAGUACCUUCAGUUUCGGGAUCACCCCAAAUCUCAGAGGUAAAACUUGCACCAGUUCCCGUUCCCAAGUUCAGCGGUGAGAUUUGGGAAUGGGAAACUUUCUGGAAAACGUUCGAACACACGAUUCAUUCGAAGAACAUCGACAACAUUUACAAACUCAACUAUCUCAUGGACGCUCUUCAAGGAGCAGCUAAGCAAUCAGUGGAGCAAUUUCAAGUUUCAAGCGAAACAUAUCCUCUAGUCGUAGCUCAUCUAAAGAAAAAGUACGGAGACACCCAAGCCCUAGUAGAUCGACUCUUGAAUAAACUUCAAUCAGCGAAAGCCAACAGCGAUAGUCUAGAAGACCAAGAAACCCUUUGCGAGCAACUCCUCUCCAUUACAUCACAACUUGAUCUUCACGGGGAGCACAUCGACAAUACGUUUCUACAAAGAGAGCUGCUUGGGAAAUUCUCCAUAGACGUCCAACGACAGAUCCUUCGGCAGAAACCAAAGCUGAAAACAGAAGAAACCUGGAGCACUAUGGCCCUUUUACGAACUGCAAAGGAAUUUGUCGAAGCCGAACUGAGAAUAAUCAGACAGGUGAAAAGUCAUAGCUCCAACAACAAGAGGAAGCGAGAUACGAGUGGGAUGGAGGAAAGAAAGUCUCCACUCAGCAGAAACUUCGCGAAAAAUCAACUAGCACCCUGCUUUUAUUGCGGAAAAACAGGGCAUCCAGCGAAGAACUGCACUGAGAUACCAUCACUGGACCAACGUCUUGAAAUCAUAAAGGCUCAAAAGCUCUGCCGUAAUUGCGGACAAAAGGAUCACACUGCAGCAAACGGUUUCGCCAAAGAUACAAAUUCAAAGCAAGAAACGGUACCCGACUGCAGCAGCCACGACAAUGUUAUGCUUCUGACAGGACAAGCGAAAGUACUCAACCCUACCACGGGAGCACUUGAAUCGAUUCAUAUCAUGCUUGAUACAGGAGCAGAUCGCUCAUUCAUCAGUGACGAGCUUGCAGAUCGGCUCCAACUAACGAACGUCGAUACUACGGAAUUGACAAUCAAUACGUUCGCAUCACAGAAACCGAUGAAAAGGACCUGUAGAAACACAGUCAUGAAGUUGUGGGACGUGGAUGGAAAUCAACACACAUUCACGGUCACACGUAUUUCAACAAUCACGCCAACUUUGGCACGUUCUAGCCUCAGCAAGGAAGACAAGAAAUUUAUCUAUGAAAACGAGAUACAUCUAUCCAUUGAUCCAUCCAUAAAAAAGGUGCAGCCAACAGUUCUUCUUGGAUGCGCUGAUCUUUUCUCAAUUCUUGGAAAUGGAUUACAAAAGCAAUAUACGCUCCCGUCGGGAUUGAAAGUGAUCCCUUCUAAACUAGGGUACCUUAUAUCGGGAAGAAGUAAACUACAACAAGAUGAUGUUGGAAAACCACCCGUUCAAACAAUUCAUCAAGUAGAUACACAGCCAAUCAGACAAAAACCACAACUGACACAUCACAAGGUCUCGCCGAAUCACCAGCUCCCAGUAUAA
This is a messenger RNA of Ostertagia ostertagi, 1833 nucleotides long. Lineage: Eukaryota; Metazoa; Nematoda; Chromadorea; Rhabditida; Trichostrongylidae. The record is from the annotation of a GenBank genome assembly.